Molecule: messenger RNA, 6125 nt
Organism: Myotis myotis
Lineage: Eukaryota; Metazoa; Chordata; Mammalia; Chiroptera; Vespertilionidae
Gene: ATOSA
Product: family with sequence similarity 214 member A
Exons: 11
Coding region: 17-3010 (997 amino acids)
Source: RefSeq, a predicted model, not a curated record
GGCUAGCCGGAGGGUAAUGACACAGCAUUUUGCUAACAGCAGGAGCCACAGAAUCUGCGGCGAGCCUGUUGAAAGAACCCACACGUGUAUUUCACAGCACCCUGGGUGGACAUUGGAUGUGAAAAUGAAGCCAGACCGAGAUACCCUAGAUGAAUAUUUUGAAUACGAUGCAGAGGAGUUCUUGGUCUCCUUGGCCUUGUUAAUAACAGAAGGACGAACACCUGAAUGUUCUGUAAAAGGUCGUUCAGAAAGUUUCCAUUGCCCUCCAGCACAGUCCUGUUACCCAGUAACCACCAAACAUGAAUGCAGUGACAAGCUGGCCCAGUGUCGCCAAGCCAGACGAACCAGGUCUGAGGUCGCGCUGCUGUGGAAGAACAGCCUUCCGAUCAUGGUGGAGGUGAUGCUGCUGCCAGACUGCUGCUACAGCGACGAGGGGCCCACCACGGACGGUGUGGACCUCAACGACCCUGCAAUUAAGCAAGAUGCAUUAUUACUAGAAAGAUGGGUGUUGGAGCCGGUUCCUCGACAGAGUGGUGAUCGAUUUAUUGAAGAGAAGACCCUUCUAUUGGCUGUCCGCUCAUUUGUGUUUUUUUCUCAGUUAAGUGCUUGGCUGAGUGUUUCUCAUGGUGCUAUUCCACGAAAUAUUCUUUACAGAAUCAGUGCUGCUGAUGUCGACCUGCAGUGGAAUUUUUCACAGACUCCAAUUGAACAUGUGUUUCCUGUUCCCAAUGUUUCUCACAAUGUGGCCUUGAAAGUCAGCGUUCAGUCCUUGCCCAGACAAUCUAAUUACCCAAUUUUGACGUGUAGUAUUCAUACUAAUAUUGGCCUUUAUGAGAAAGGAAUUCAAGAACAUGAACUUAAAGCCCAUCAGCACCACAAUUCUAACGAAGCAGAACAGUGUAGUACAAACAGUUCACAGCGUGUGUGUAGCAAGCAGACUUGGACCGUGGCACCUGAAAGUGUAUUACAUGGAAAAAGUGGCACCCCUCCAGAAUACACUGCAGCUGUCAAAAAUGGCAAACUGUAUCCAGGCCCUGGCAGUAAAUCUGACUAUGGAACUUGUCAAGCCAAUAUUGUGGGCUUCAGUGGUACAGGAGAUAAAAAGUCACAUGAAACAUCAGUGAGGACUUUAAAAUCAUUUUCAAUGAUUGAUUCCAGUGUCCCCAGUCGCCAGAGUUCCUGGCAGUCAGUUGGUGAGACUAAUUCUUUAGUAUGCUCUUUAAUUCAGGAUCGACAAGAAGUUAUUGCAAGAAUUGCUCAGCAUUUGAUCCAUUGUGAUCCAAGCAGUUCACAUGUUUCUGGACCUGUGUUUCAUACUCAAGAGCCUAGUUCAGUUAAUUCAAAACUUUUCCGGGUUUCACAAGAAAAUGAAAAUGUGAGAAAAUGUAAAGAGACUUUCUCCAUUUCUUUCGGUAGCCCAGAGCUUACCUCCUCAGAAGACAGCAGUGAGAGGAAGAUCCGAGUAAAGCCAGAAGUUCCUCGAAGUGGAACUUGUACUGCUAAUGGUCUUUAUUCUCAUCGGUCUGUCGGGGAGACUAACCCUUUAAUAGGCUCGUUACUCCAGGAGCGGCAAGAUGUGAUUGCAAGGAUUGCUCAGCACUUGGAGCACAUUGAUCCAGCAGCAUCACGUCUACCCCGGCAACCGUUCCACGCUCAUGACUCUACUUUGGUUCCUUCUAAAGUGUUUAGGAGUUCAUAUGAAGACAAAAAUUUGUUGAAGAAAAACAAGGAUGAUGCCUCUGUUUCCAUUUCUAAUACAAAAUGUUCCUUAUUAGAAGACUGUGAUGAAGGGGAAAGCUUAAUACCUACUAAAUCUCUUAGUCCUUUUAAAUGCAAUAGUAAAGUCAAGUCCUCUUCGAAACCUCAAAUGAGAAGAAAUCUGUAUCAGGACAAUCCUAGUGAAGGAAUCCAAAGUACAUUUCAGGGGAUACAGAACAAAGCCACUAGUUUAUCGGCUCCCUCAAAUAUGUCCCAUUGCAAAGAAGAUAAGUUAGUUUUGACAAUCAGGUUGGAAAAUACACUUUCUGAGUGUCAAUUUAAGGAGCAAGAAAUUAGCAAUGGAAUUGAUAAACGGUAUUCAAAUGGCCAUGGUGUUGACAAACAGAUUGGCACAAAUAAGAAUAAGGAAAAAAUAAUUCAAAAUGAAAAUUGUAGCCCAGAAUCUUUUAACAAUCACCAAUUUGAUAAGCCCAAAAAUAAUGACUCAAAAAUAGAAGUUACUACAUUGGAAAUGUCUGGAUAUUUGAACAAACGUGAGAACAAGUGCUCAAAUAAAGACUCAAAAAGGCCUACAACAUAUGAGCAAAAUAUGCAACUUAAUAGUAUAGAAAAUUAUCUCAAUAAGGAUAAGGAAGAUUUCAAAUGCAGAAGACAAGACCAAUUAAAAAACGAACAGGAUAAGAAAGAAGAUCCAACUGAUGAAAAAUUUCAAAACUGUCCUCAGAGAAAGAGUAUAAAUGGCUGUUUGUCUACAUAUGAACAACUGAAAAAUACAGAGGUGUUGCAGAAAACUAUACCACUGAAACAUUCAACUGUCUGGCGGAAACAUAAUUUUCAUUCCUUGGAUGGAACCGUAACCAGAGCCUUUCACCCUCGGACUGGCUUGCCUCUUCUUUCAAGUCCUGUUCCUCAAAGAAAGACACAAUCAGGCUGCUUUGAUCUGGAUUCUUCAUUACCACAUCUGAAAAGCUUAUCAUCUAGAAGUCCUCGGCCCUGUUUAAACAUUGAAGGCAACCCAGAAAUUCAUGAAAAACCAUUUCUGAGUUCUAGUGCUCCACCUAUAACAAGUCUUAGUCUCCUAGGAAAUUUUGAGGAAUCCGUCUUGAACUAUCGCUUAGAUCCUCUCGGCAUUCUUGACGGUUUUACGGCCGAGGUAGGGGCCAGUGGUGUCUUCUGCCCCACACAUUUGCUGCUUCCGGUAGAAGUGUCAUUCUACAGUGUCUCCGAUGACAAUGCUCCCUCUCCUUACAUGUGCAUUGAGCAUAAUCUAAGCCUUCAACUGCAGAAAUGAUACCAAGUCCUGGAGUAUGAUUAGUAUCAGCCAUUUUCCAAAACACAGAGAGCGAGAAGCAAUGCAAGUCCAUACAAGUUUACAGAGAUGGUGUCAAAUAGGGAGUCCGAGCUGGGUUUUCAGUUCGGUCUUCCUUUGAGAAAUAUAUAUCUACAUAUCUAUAUGUGUAUAUAUCUAUAUAUCUAUAUCUAUGUCUAUAUCUAUAUCUAUAUCUAUAUAUCUAUAUCUAUAUCUAUAUCUAUAUCUAUAUCUUGCCAUAGGCAUAGAAAUAUACAGCUCUGGUCUUGCCCCUCUAAUGUCCUCACUACCUCCUGGCUCCAUUGCUUCCUCUCCCCCAUCUUUUAGAUUUUCAAGGACAUUAAUAAUAGUGUCUUUUGUUAUUAAUAAAAGUUGUGGAAAGGGAAUUCUACAUAAUCAAGAAACAACAGAGGAAGGGAAGUUUUACUUUUUUUAGAAGCCUAAAUGUAGCCUACUCACUAUUGGCUCAGGGAAGCUUUAUUCCAUUCUAAGUGUGAAAAUGUUAGUCAAGAUCCUGGUCCACGUUUCAUACUUCAAUAGAAAAAGCUUACUGGUGUCUGCCCAUUUAUUCAGUUUUCUUUUCCCAAUAAUAUUUACACUUGCGGGUCAUAACCAUAAUGAUGCACAGCAUUGGUUAUUAUGAAAAGUGAGGCCCCUCCUUGACAAACCUACCCGUUAUCCCAUAAGCCACCUGUUAGUCAUUUACUACAGAAACAGGUAUCCACUUUUCCAGUAUAAUUUUGAAAAAAAAUAACUCGUAAUUUGGGUUAAUUAAUAUAAUGGAAUGCCAUUGAAAUAAGGUCAGUAUUAGGAUAAAAGUGCAUAAUACUGGAAUGCUUACAGUAUUAUAAUAUAAUUGUGACAAUGUCCAUUUUGCUUUACCAGGACAUCAAGAAGUCUCUUCGGUUUAGCAUAUUCUACUGAAUAUACAUAGUGACAGAGAAUUGAACGAUAAGGUUGAAAAUACUGUAAUCUGUCAUUGGGUCACAGAGUCCUGAUAACCAUUAGGAUGGCAGAGGAAUAAGAUAAAAGAGUGAAUUCGCUAAACAUUAGCUCAAAUAAAUAUAUUUGAGUGAAAUUCAUGAGCAAGAGGUCAUUUGAACUAUGCUUUAAAAAAGCACAACAGCAUUAAUCCUUGGCCUUGGUUGACAUUUAAAAAAUGAAGGAUUAAGAGAUAAAGGAUUGAGAUUUCCGUCUUUAAAAAGUACACACAAAUGAUUACAGAUCUUGAGAGUUUAAAUCAGGUUACUGAGUUAGUCUAUUCUUAAAGAAUUCUGAUUUGCUUUUUUCUGAUAAUAUUCUUCAAUAAACUUUCCAUUGUGUAAUUUUUUUGUCAGAUUACUCAUUAGAAAUGGGUUCCCUUUGCAGCAAAUGAUGCAGUCCAAAUCUUAGACCACAGAUCUUUCCUACUAUAAAUUAAUAAAAUUAUUGUUCUUCAGGGAAUUGGUAAUUCCAUCUGUUUUCAAAGUACUGAUUAUGUUUUGAUAAGAUAAUACAUAAAACAGAUCAGCAGAGUUGAGACUCCAAACUCCUAUUUGUUACUUUAAUAAUAACCUUGGGACCUCACAUUACAAAUUACACAAAUGACUCACAAAGAUAAAUGUUUGGCCCAGAAAUUUCUGCCUUUAUGGUAUAGAAGUGGUACUGGACUUUUCAGUAAGUAAUUCCUUAAAAAUUAACUCAAAGCUAUAUAAUAUCUCUCUCCAAUUGGGUGUCAGUGGUAAAAAUGUUCUUCGAGUGUUGUAUAAUAUUACAACUUUUCACAGUUUAAAAACUAUUGCUUAGUGGAACCAAGCAGAAAGGUCUAGAGCAGGUGUGCCAGUACCAAAUUCAAGUUAUAACUUGUAUUAUCAUCAUAUUAACAGGGUCAUAUGUUAUUUUCUCCUAUUUGUAAGUAACCAAAUUAAGAUAAACUUCUUUCUGUUUUACUUAGAUUUGUAUAUUUCCUAUUAAACAAUAAUUUGAGAAUAAGUUUUUGUAUAAGAUUUGACCUAGUUCAUUUAUCUUAACCUUUCUAUUCCAUCGUAAAAUGCCAGAAGUACAGCAACUUUUUCUUCAUAGAAAUAUUGAUAUGCUGACCAAUUAAAUAAUAACUUAAAUAAUAAUAGAAUUUCAAAUAAUUUCCCCAUUUCUUUCUAAUUCCUAAUUUGCCAACGCCAUACUGGCUUAGAAAUUGUGAAGUGUUGCCCUGGCCAGUGUGGCUCAGUUGGUUGGGCAUCAUCCUAUGCACCAAAAGGUUGCCAUUCGAUUCGCAGUCAGGGCACGGGCCCCGGUUGUGGCUGGAUCUCUGGUGGGGUGAGUGGAGGAGGAAGCCUAUCAAUGUUUCUCUCUCUCUCCCUCUCCAUCUGCCUCAAAAGAAAUCACUGAAAAAUCUUGUUAAAAAAAGAAAAGAAAUUGUAAAGUGUUGCUUUAAACCUGAAAGUUUUGGUUGUUUUGUUUUUUUUUAAUUCUAUUUUCUCGACAUGCUUCUCCCUCCCGGAAGCAUGCCUGUGCCUUUCCCUUCCCCCAUUCUUUCCUCUUAGGCAUGUAUCUCCUAAAAUCUAAGGGUUCCUACAAGACUUGGAACCAGGGGAGCAAUGGGCAACGACUGCUCGUCUCAGGCUAACCCCCUGAACCUGUCUCCAAGGUCCUCUUUGUUGCUUCUUCUAUUCUAAGCCCUUCCUUGUUUCACUGUCCCCCAGCUUUAAUAAACUUACUCUCAAAAUGAAAAAAUAACCUAUAUUAUUUCUUUAUAAAUUAAUUUUGUUACUGUUACCAUGUUCUGAAAACUAUUAUAAUUGUAUUAAAGGAAAUAAAUAUAGGCUUGAUUAGUAGUUUUUGAGUUACCAGUUUCCCUUUACUUAUUUAAGGUAGGGUGGCACGGAAGAACAGUAAUGUAUUACCUGUAGCAAUGUGAUUGUAAAGGUGGCUAUAUUUAUAUAUUUUUUACCGUUUUCCCCUAGAACUAGGAAGAAGAUGCUGUAGCAUUUUUCAUAUAGAGCAGAUUGUAAGAGAGAACAUGUUUAAAGCUUCAUUGCUGUUUUGGUUAGGGAUACAAUUUGUUGAUACUCUUGUUUUCAUGUUUCAAAUGGCCAUGUAUAAAUCACAUUUGUCAAGA